This is a messenger RNA of Paramecium pentaurelia, 2454 nucleotides long. Lineage: Eukaryota; Ciliophora; Oligohymenophorea; Peniculida; Parameciidae. The record is from the annotation of a GenBank genome assembly.
AUGAAAGUUAUUUAAAGAUUUGUAGUGAUGCUAUUUUAGAUCAACGGACUAGGAUUUUCUAUUUAUUACUAUUCAUUGAGUUCAGAAAAUAGCAAUUUGGCUUAUUUGAUUCUACAAUCUAUUCUAGGUUUGAUCCUGUUAUAUAUUUAAACCAAAAAUCAGAGGAUCUAAUAUAUAGGAAAUAUUAUAAUAAUUCAGUUUAGUCUUUUUUGGUAAGUCAUAACUAAUUAGAAGAAUAUAUAAUAUAACAGUGAAGCCUAGGUGAUAAUAGCUCAUUUUUUAACAACUUAAUUAUUCCAAGAUUUUAAGAGAUUUUAAGAGUAAUAAAUUCAACUAAGAUAUCGACUAAUUUGGUUCCUAUUAUUGCUAUAGUCUACUUUUUUUUAAAUUCUUUACAUUUCUCAAACUUCUGAAAUUAACUUAUCUUACUGUUAAGGAAUUAUAUGCUUGUUAUUUUCAUUUGCAAUUAAUUACUCAAUUUGUAUAAGAAAGCCUACUAUAAUAUAAACUAAAGCAAAUGAAUCAUAAUAUAAUAUAAAUUGUACUUAAGUAAUAAAAAGAAAGGAGAGAGUAUUAUCAUUGGCUGAAUCUGAGAAGAUAUCACCAAAAAGUAAUUAAUCUCCACAUUUUUAAUUAAUUCCAGAAUAAUCUCUUAUUGAUUAAUUCUUAAAUUCAAAUAUUUUAGAUGUAAAGAUGUAAUAUUCUCAUGAAGGUUUAAUUGCAUUAAGAUUGAAAUAAAAUAAUUAGGAUAUGGACAUAAUAUAUUCUAAUAUUGCUUCAAGAGCAUUAUUAUCUGUGAAUUCAUAGAAAGAAAUAAUAGAUAUUUUAAAUUCUUUUAGUAAUUUAAAUUAUAUUUAUCAUCCAAAUUAUGAUGAAUAUGAACUUCAUUUGAAACAUUCAAAAUAAUUAUGUAAUAAAAGUAUGGCAUUUUUAAAAAGUGAUUAAAUUAAUCAAUCACCUUAACUAUAUAUGUAUUAAACACAUUCUGAUAAAUAUUAAGUCUCUCAUCUUAAAGAUAUUUUUGAUAAAUUUCAAUCUGAUUAAUUUAAUGAAUCUUUUAUUAUUCAUGCCUUAUUCCCCAUUAAUAAUGUAACAAUGUCUUAAAGUGAAAAAUAAGUAGAAAAAUUAUUGGAAUUAACACUUAUUAAAAGAAAUGUUAAUUUGUAUUUCAUGUUGAUUAGAGAUAUUACACAUAAAUAAAAAAUUAGAUAUUUAAAAGAAUAUGAUAUGUAGAAAUCUAAAAUGCUUUCAUAUGUUAGUCAUGAAUAUAGAUCACCUCUUAAUUGUAUAAUUUAAAUGAUUGAAGAUGCACUUCAUUCUAAUUAAUUAUCAAAUGAUAUGAAUGAAAUUUUAUAAGCUGCUUUAGAUAAUUCAAAUUAUAUACUUAAUCUAUCUAAUGAUUUAUUAGAUUUAGCAUAAAUUAAAAAUGGUAAAUUUGCUAUUUAAAGAUCUAAAUUUAAUUUAAUAUAAUUAAUAAAAGAAGUUUUAAAACUAUUUGAAUUAAAAGCAAAAAUAACAAAUAUUAAUUUAUCCUUAUCAUUUGAUAAUACUGUCUCUUCUGUUAUUAUUUCAGAUAGAAAUAGAAUUAAAUAAAUCUUAGUUAAUUUGGUUAGUAAUAGUUUUAAAUUUGCAUCCAGUAAAAUUAUCAUCUUAGUUACUUCUAUUGAUUCUACUUCUCUAAGAAUUGGGGUACAAGAUGAUGGUAUUGGAAUAUCUGAAGAAGAUUAAAAAAAGUUAUUUAAAUCAUUUUCAAAGGUCAAUUCAGAAGAAAGUUCAAAACGUAAUGAAUAAGGUGUUGGACUUGGUUUAGUAAUUAGCAAUUAAAUAGCUAUAUCUAUAGGUUGUGGAGGUUUAUAAAUAGAUUCUAAGUAGAAUCAAGGUACUCAUUUUUAUUUCGAUUUACAUAUUUAAACCAAUAGAUUAAAGAAAGUCUCAAGUUUUAGAAUUAAGGAGAUCUCUGCAUCAUUUUAAGAAGUUGAUGAAGGGUAAGCAUUCCAUGUUGCUGAAGAUAAAAUUUACAUUGAUUUAGAACCACCUCCUUUAAGAUGUAAACAUAUGUUAUUAGUUGAUGAUGAAGUCUUUAAUAUUUUUACUUUUACAAAAAUAUUAAAUAAAAAGUAUUUUAUUUUUUUCAAUAUUUUUAGAAACAUAACUGAUAUAGAUUCUGCUUCUAAUGGAAAUGAAUGUAUUUAAAAAGUUAAGAACAAAAAAUGUUCUACUUUAUGUACAGGAUAUAGAAUCAUUUUUAUGGAUCUCGAGAUGCCAAUUUUAAAUGGUUUGAAUGCUGCUAAAUAAGUAUUACAAUUAAAUCCUCAUCAAAAUAUUGUUGCAUGUUCUGGUUACAUUGACAAUUAUGAAAAAGAGAACUGUUUAAAAAUUGGAAUGAUUGAUUAUUUAGUGAAGCCUAUUAGAGAUCAUGAGCUCACUUUUGUUCUCAAUGCCUAUUAUUUUUGA